Yamadazyma tenuis ATCC 10573 is the source of this 797-nucleotide messenger RNA. RefSeq names its product Mso1p (gene MSO1). Lineage: Eukaryota; Fungi; Ascomycota; Pichiomycetes; Serinales; Debaryomycetaceae. The record is from RefSeq and is a predicted model, not a curated record.
ACAACACGUCAUGAACCAGUACCAGAACAGAAGUGCCGAAGAGCAAAAAACUUUCUUAUCCAAGAUCAAAGACAACUACAGUGCCAAGUUCGGGAACUUGUCAUUGACAUCCAGCAUCCAAAAGGCUUCGUCGUACGUCGAUAAAGAUGGGAACUCCGAAACAGAUACCUUAAUCCACAAGGCUUUCGUCAAGUAUUUUGAUUCCCAGAACCAGGCGUACCCCGAGUGGCUUGGGGUGCCGGCCGCCCCCGCCAGGUCCAGUGCGAGGGCCGGUCCACCGCUGGGCUAUACUAAUGUCAGCAGUAGUCAGUAUAAGCCUGUUUACUCGAACUACAAUACUCCGCAACCACCAUCACAACAGCAGCCGCAAGCACAAUCUCAGUACGCCGAGCCGGCGCCAGCCGCCCAGUCGGCGUAUAAACCACGGUCCUCGAGUCGGUUGCAGGACAUGUAUAACAAGUCCCGGCAGCAACACGUACCGGGAGGAGGAUACAAUACUGUGAACCAGGCCCCGGCACGAACAAACAGCUCCACGUCCGGAGCGAGACUUAGAGAGAGAAUGAUGAACAGCACCAGCAUGACGGGAAUGAACAACGUGAUAAGUGAAGGAAAUAAUGGAGGCAGCGGAGGAUCAAACGGAUCCAAGGCCACCUGGGGAAGACGUUAGCAAAAUAAGAAGCCUAAGAGCAUAACUACGUCCGAGACGUACCACGAGUUUGUACCAGAUCUGACCCAUACCCCCACGAAUUUGUACCAUGGUGCUCAGUAUAUAUCAUCUCACACCAUAAACAAAACUC